Messenger RNA from Penaeus indicus, 10120 nucleotides. Its product is annotated as multiple epidermal growth factor-like domains protein 6. The record is from RefSeq and is a predicted model, not a curated record. Gene Ontology annotation, molecular function: scavenger receptor activity; calcium ion binding. The transcript is spliced from 43 exons. Bases 208 to 8205 code for a protein of 2665 amino acids. Lineage: Eukaryota; Metazoa; Arthropoda; Malacostraca; Decapoda; Penaeidae.
UCUUUCUUAUUCACGGAGGAAGGGAUUGGAAGGAAAUUAAAAUAAGGAAGGAAAAGAUUUUAAAAAAGAAGGAUAAUCGAAAAGAGAAAAGAAUUGAGAGACAACAAAAUGAAAAACGAACAGACCGAAUAUAAUGAAAAAUACACAAUAAUUAUCAUGAAAUAAUUAUGAAUAUUAAUCACUGUGAACAUUUAUGAAAAAGAGAAGAUGAAACGAUGCCUAUUUUUUCACCUCUAUUUCAUCUCGCAACUGAUGCUGGCAACAUCUCUAGCAAGGACUGAGAGGAAGCUACUGCGCCAUGAGGACCAUCUCUCCAAGAUCAACAUAUGCUGCUUAAAAGGGGAGUUCGCGGGGCGUCCUCAUGACAGAGACUCAUGGCCUGCCUUUCCUCAGGGAAGAGAGGCCUUGAUGUGGGACUUCAGAAGGAAAAGCGGACCGCCACGUAAUGAAGGGGAACAUGAGUUACCGUAUUAUCCUUUAGUUGAUGAGGCUAAGGAUACGAGACCUCUUAGAGUCCUAGGAAUCCCGAAGCUCCAGAAUACGGGUCCUUCCGCAAGAGUCUUUGAGGUCGAGGAUCUCCACAACGUCCCUCGAAUGCAUCCUGGCGGCGAGUAUCAAGGUAACCUCGCGCAAGAACCUCAGUCGAAAGGUCCCCGAAAGUCGCGUAGACGUCGAAAACCUCGUCACUUCCGUCGGCGUCGCUUGCCGAGUCAAGACCGUAGGAUUAGACACCUUCGUCAUCGGCUGAGGCGCCGUCGUCAUCAGCGGGAAGGUCGUCACCAUCGUCAUCAUAAGAGAAAUAAACACGAUUCAUGCCACAGUCAUCACGACGAGAGUAUCCACCAUCCACACUAUCGUUUCCAACAAGACGAGCAUUUCCACCAUCAUCAUCACCAUUACCAUCGUCACUACCACGACGACCUCAGCUCCUACUACCACCACCACCACGAAGACUACUACCCUCCCCAAGCAAACCACUUAGGUAUCCAAGGCGCGCAGGAAUUCUUAUCGUCCUUGCUCAAGACGGAGACAAGACGUCGACCUCCUGACGUCUCGGACACGAGAGGACCUGGCGGGAAGCGUCUUCGGGAGCAAAUGAGCGAGCUGAUUAGGGUGCUCUGGAUGUCGAGUCGCAGAGAACCACCAGAGGGGCUCGCGGGAUGGAAGGGACCGUGCGACAGACACCGAGAUCUUGAUCGCAACGAGUGUUCAACGGACAACGGCGGCUGUGAACACGAGUGCAAGAACACCCUGGGCUCCUUCGUGUGCUGCUGCCGCCCGGGGUACAAGCUCCUGCCGGACAAGCUCUCGUGCCAAGAGGUAGACGAGUGCGAGGACCACAACGGCGGCUGCUCCCACCGCUGCGUCAAUACCCAGGGCUCCUACGAGUGCCGCUGCGACCCCGGCCAGCGCCUCCUCCACGACCGACGGACGUGCAUAGGGUCUUCUGUUCGGCCGCGGUGCCACGUGAGGAACGGAGGGUGCCAACAGCUGUGCAAUGAACAGGGGAAUCGAGUGGUCUGUUCUUGUCGCCCUGGCCCGUCAGAGAUCGAGAUGGAGGCGGUGAACCCAUGUCACAGCGGCAACGGAGGCUGCGAGCAGAUCUGUGAACACGGGCCAGAGGGAGCUGUGUGCAGUUGCAAUGCAGGUUACGUGCUCGGGGAGGAUGGCAAGAGUUGCAUGGAUGUCGACGAGUGCCAAGCGGGGAGCCAUCGGUGCCAGCAGGAGUGCCUCAACACGGCAUCAGGAUACGCGUGUGCCUGCAAGCCCGGGUUCACUCUCAGUUCAGAUGGGUUCUCUUGUACAGACGUAGACGAAUGCCGCGAGAGGAACGGAGGAUGCGAGCACUCCUGCAGGAAUACCAUAGGAUCUUUCACCUGCUCCUGUCGCGACGGUUACCGGCUGGUGGGCAAGACGCGCUGUCUCGACAUAGACGAGUGCCGUGACAAUAACGGGGGAUGUGAACAGUACUGCAGAAACAAGCCAGGGUCUUUCGAGUGCCUCUGUCGACGAGGAUAUCGCAUUGUUGAUAGGACGCGGUGUGUGGACAUAGACGAGUGCCGGAGAGGCAACGGAGGCUGCGAACACCAGUGCCUGAAUACCCCGGGGUCCUUUACCUGCUCCUGCCCCCCCGGCUUCCGCUCGGUCGACGAAGGGCGGUGCGAAGACAUAGACGAGUGCCGGAGAGGCAACGGAGGCUGCGAACACCAGUGCCUGAAUACCCCGGGGUCCUUUACCUGCUCCUGCCCCCCGGCUUCCGCUCGGUCGACGAAGGGCGACAUAGACGAGUGCCGGAGAGGCAACGGAGGCUGCGAACACCAGUGCCUGAAUACCCCGGGGUCCUUUACCUGCUCCUGCCCCCCCGGCUUCCGCUCGGUCGACGAAGGGCGGUGCGAAGACAUAGACGAGUGCCGGAGAGGCAACGGAGGCUGCGAACACCAGUGCCUGAAUACCCCGGGGUCCUUUACCUGCUCCUGCCCCCCCGGCUUCCGCUCGGUCGACGAAGGGCGGUGCGAAGACAUAGACGAGUGCCGGAGAGGCAACGGAGGCUGCGAACACCAGUGCCUGAAUAGCCCGGGGUCCUUUACCUGCUCCUGCCCCCCCGGCUUCCGCUCGGUCGACGAAGGGCGGUGCGAAGACAUAGACGAGUGCCGGAGAGGCAACGGAGGCUGCGAACACCAGUGCCUGAAUACCCCGGGGUCCUUUACCUGCUCCUGCCCCCCCGGCUUCCGCUCGGUCGACGAAGGGCGGUGCGAAGACAUAGACGAGUGCCGGAGAGGCAACGGAGGCUGCGAACACCAGUGCCUGAAUACCCCGGGGUCCUUUACCUGCUCCUGCCCCCCCGGCUUCCGCUCGGUCGACGAAGGGCGGUGCGAAGACAUAGACGAGUGCCGGAGAGGCAACGGAGGCUGCGAACACCAGUGCCUGAAUACCCCGGGGUCCUUUACCUGCUCCUGCCCCCCCGGCUUCCGCUCGGUCGACGAAGGGCGGUGCGAAGACAUAGACGAGUGCCGGAGAGGCAACGGAGGCUGCGAACACCAGUGCCUGAAUACCCCGGGGUCCUUUACCUGCUCCUGCCCCCCCGGCUUCCGCUCGGUCGACGAAGGGCGGUGCGAAGACAUAGACGAGUGCCGGAAAGGCAACGGAGGCUGCGAACACCAGUGCCAGAAUACCCCGGGGUCCUUUACCUGCUCCUGCCCCCCCGGCUUCCGCUCGGUCGACGGAGGGCGGUGCGAAGACAUCGACGAGUGCCUGGAACGGAGCGACGGGUGCGAGCACUACUGCAAGAACACCGAAGGCUCUUUCUUGUGCUCAUGCUUGCGAGGUUACCGCCUGGUAGAGAGCAGGCGGUGCGAGGCCAUCCCGACCGACCUCGAGCAGGACAACGGUGUCUCUCAGCGCGGGCAAAUAGACGAUGUCACGGAGAACGGCCUCCAGAUCCUCGAGGACGACUUCACGGACCUGAAGAAUGACCUGACGAUGGUCGAGACCGAAAGGAGCUGGACAGUGGACGAGAAGGGGACAUGGAGGAUCGAGGGGGACAGGCCCUCGAGAGGACGAGGAAAGACCACUGGCGGGGACGACCGCCGACGGGGCCCGGGCGAAGGAGAGGGCCGAGGGGAGGGCCGCAGAAAGGGCCAGGACGCCGUUGACGACAGGAGAUGGAAGUUGGACGAAGAGCAGCGCUGGGAGACCGGGGGACAUGGGCCUCCCAGACCAGGCGGGGACAAGGGCGACGAGGACGAGUCGAGAUAUAACAACGUCGACAGAGAUGGAAGAUGGAGGAUAGACGAGGAAAGGAGAUGGCGAGUGGAGGAGGAGAGGAGGUGGGGAAUAGACGGAGGACGAGACCAAUGGAGAGGAGAGACGGGAGAGAAAGGGGAAAAGGUAAAGGGUGGAAGAAAAUGGAGAGUCGACGAAGAGCUUUACACCAGAAUUGAUGAAAAAAUGAAGUGGGGAGAGGAUGGAAUCAAUCCCGAAGAAGACGGUGGAAUUAGGGGACCAGGAGAAGCUAACAUAUUUGAAAGACCUGGUAGACCUAGCGAAGGAGGAGUUACACGACCUGGCGAAGGAGACGGUUUCAGUCGACCCGGGGAAGGAAACGGAAUUAGGAGACCUGGGGAGGGUGGUGAGAUUGGAAGACCAGGAGAAGGGGGAACAGGAGUUGCUAGACCAGGAAAAGGAGGUGGCUUCGGAAGACCAGGAGGAGGAUUCGGGAGACCUGGAGAAAGAGGAGAUAGUAGACCACGAGAGAGGGACGGCUUAGGAAGACCUGGAGAAGGCGGAGGAGUGAAAAGACCAGGAGAAGGGGACGUAUUUGGAAGACCUGGAGAAGGAGAUGGAUUCGCAAGACCUGGAGAAGGAUUUGGAAGACCUAGAGAUGGUAGACCAGAAGAAGGAGACGGCUCCAGACGACCUGGAGGAGUGAAAAGACCUGGAGAGGGAGGAGGUUUAGGAAGACCUGGAGAAGGUGGAGGAAUUGGAAGGCCUGGAGAAGGAGACAUUUUUGGGAGACCUGGUAGACCUGGAGAAGAUGUUUUCAGACAACCUGGGGAAGGAGACGUUUUUGGAAGACCUGGUAGACCUGGAGAAGGAGAUGGUUUCACAAGACCUGGAGAGGGUGGCGGAAUUGGAAGACCAGGAGAAGGAGGAGUGAAAAGACCAGGAGAAGGAGGAGGAUUGAAUAGACCUGGAGGGGGAGGAGGACUAGGAAGACCAGGGGAUGAAGACGGCUUCAGACGACCUGGCGAAGGCGGAGUUACAAGACCUGGAGAAGGAGACAUUUUUAGAAGACCUGGGAGACCUGGAGAAGGAGACGACUUCGGAAAACCGGGAGACCGAGGAGACUCAGCCAAAAGACCCGGAGGAGAUACGUGGAGAGUAGACGAAGAGAGGAGAUGGAGGCUAGAGGAAGAGAGGAGAUGGGGAGUGGACGAAGAGGAGGAGAAGAAAAUACGAGAAGACGUUUCCACGAGCCGCGACGGUGAACAGGAUAGGGACCUCGUGACGGUGAUCGAACACGACACCAAUAUCACCAACACUGUGAUACACGGCUGCCCGAGGGGUUUCUUCGGGCCCGGCUGCCGGUCCUCGUGCGCCGAGUGCCCCGGCAGGUGCACCGACAGGGGGUGUGUGUGUCCCCCGGGCAAGACGGGGCUCACCUGCCAAGAGCCUUGUCCCCAGGGAUCCUUCGGCCAAGACUGCAAGCAGGCGUGCCAGUGUGAGAACGGAGGCUCAUGUGACGCGGAGACGGGCGCGUGCAUUUGCCCGCCAGGUGUCUUUGGAGACCGCUGUGAGGAUGGCUGUCCCGCAGGCUUCUUCGGACAAACGUGCCGACGUCGCUGUCCUACCAAAUGCCCCAGCUUGAGAUGCAAUCGGAUCUUCGGGUUCUGCGAGUGUGAACCGGGGCGAACGGGAACCAAGUGCAACAUGCCAUGCCCGAAUAUGAUGUGGGGGGCCAACUGUCGCCAUCAGUGCCAGUGCCGCGUCCAGAGCACUCGUCUCUGCAGGCAGGAGGACGGCAAGUGUGAGUGCCAACCCGGAUAUACAGGAGACAACUGCUCUGACCUCUGUCCUCCUGGGCGCUGGGGAGCCGACUGCGAGAACACCUGUGCUUGCGAUGACGGAAGCAGGUGUGAUCACGUGACGGGUGCUUGCCUUCAGGAGUGUCCAGCUGGCUUCACGGGACCCAACUGCGAGCGGCCUUGCGGCGAGGGCACCUUUGGACCCGGAUGUAAAAUGGUGUGCCAGUGCGGCUCUCGGCCCUGUGAUCCGGCCACGGGGGAGUGCCGCUGUGCCCCGGGUUUCCACGGCGAGAACUGCCUUCAGCCUUGUCCUGAGGGACUGUGGGGCGUGGACUGCCUGCAGAAGUGUGAGUGCGAAGGCAACAGUACCUGCAGUCGCGUGACGGGGGCGUGUCAGUGCCCCCGUGGAUCUACCGGAGACGCGUGCGAGAAACAGUGCAAGCCCGGGCGUUGGGGAGAAGGUUGCAGGCAGUCUUGCAGAUGUCUCAAUGGUGCAACAUGUGAUCCUGUGACUGGCAAGUGCAUAUGCGGCGCCGGCUUCACGGGACCCUACUGCGGCCGGCAGUGCCCUCCAGGCCGGCAUGGCCACGAUUGCGCUCACCUGUGCCAGUGCCCGGGCGGGGGCCAGUGCCACCGCGUCACCGGGCACUGUUCCUGCCCGCCGGGUAGGACUGGACAGAAGUGCCGGCAACCGUGUCCGGAAGGCGUGUACGGCGUGGACUGCGCCAUGAGCUGCAGGUGCGAGAACAACGCCACGUGCGACCCUGUGUCCGGCGCCUGCACGUGCACCCCGGGAUGGCAAGGCAGGUUCUGUUCCGAGCCAUGCCCCGCGGGGUUCUGGGGCCGAGAGUGCCGCCGCGUGUGCGAGUGUGGCACUGGGACCUGCGAGCCUACCACGGGGGACUGCAUCUGCAAACCGGGGGAAGAGUGUGCCAGGGCGUGCCCGCCAGACCGAUGGGGCCCCACCUGUGACAACAUCUGCCUCUGCCACAACGGAGGCACCUGCGACCGCGUGUCAGGCCUGUGCAUGUGUCCUCCUGGCUACACCGGUGCCACGUGUCAAGAAAGGUGUCCCCCGGGAAGUUUCGGCGAGAAGUGUCAGUUCUCCUGCUUGUGUCAGAACGGUGCCACCUGCAUGCAUGACACUGGCGCUUGUGUUUGUCCUCCUGGGUAUAGAGGCACCUACUGCGAGGAAGGAUGUGAUGACGGCAGCUACGGCCCAGCGUGUCUCCUGAAGUGUGCCUGCCAACGGGGUGGAAAGUGCGACCCCGUGACAGGAGCGUGCGCUUGCCCCCCGGGAUGGCAUGGGGAGAAGUGUGACAAGCCAUGUCCGCAGGGUCUAUGGGGACAAGACUGCAAUAACAUGUGUAAUUGCAAGCACGGAGGUUCCUGUCACCAUGUCACAGGAUUGUGCCAGUGCCCAUCUGGCUACACCGGGGAAAACUGUCAAGAUAUUUGUCCACGAGGAUUUUAUGGGAAGGACUGUAAUCAGCGUUGUACCUGUGCCAGGAAUCAGCCGUGCCAUCACAUUACGGGUGCCUGCAAGUGCCCGCCUGGACGUAUGGGGGCACAAUGCCAUGACUUCUGCCCCGAAGGAAGAUGGGGGGAGCAGUGCCAAGAGGAGUGCCAAUGCAAGGGCUCUUCCCUCUGCGACCCCGUCACCGGCGCCUGCGUGUGUCCCCCAGGUACUCAAGGCCAGAAGUGUGACAUAGGCUGUUCUUCAGGUUUUUAUGGCAUCGGUUGCAAGGACAUAUGCGAGUGUGAGAACGGAGGUCGAUGUAACUCGACGACUGGGGCUUGUGAGUGCCCCGAGGGUUUCUACGGCCCCACGUGCUCCCUUCCCUGUCCUGACGGUACAUACAGCACCCACUGUAACCAGACGUGUGAUUGCGAACACGGCGGCGUCUGUACCAGGAGCGGUCAGUGCAGAUGCCCGGCGGGGUACGUUGGAACCAAGUGCGAGAACCGGUGCCCGGCCGACAAAUGGGGCUUGCAGUGUGCCAACGAGUGCCAGUGUCAAAACGAUGCCAUUUGCCAUCCAGCGACGGGCGAAUGUCAGUGCGGGCUGGGCUGGACCGGACACAACUGCACCCUCCCGUGUCCCGCUGGUCACUACGGCCCCGACUGCCAGCUGGACUGCGCCUGCCACCACAACGCCACCUGCGAUCGGUUCAGCGGCUGUUGCAUCUGCGGGCCGGGGAGAUACGGCCGGUACUGCGAACUCGAGUGCCCUCCUGGAUUCCACGGCGACUAUUGCACGAAAGUCUGUGAGUGUGACAACGACGCGACGUGCAAUCCGUACACCGGCCAGUGCAUCUGUCCUCCAGGCUUGACGGGUGACACCUGCGCCGACAGAUGCCCAGAAGGGACGUUCGGCCUCGAGUGCCAAAGUGAGUGCCAGUGCGGCCCCUACCCCUGCCGGAAGGACACGGGGGAGUGCCUGUGCCCUGCUGGCUUCAAGGGACCUGGAUGUGAGAUGCAGUGCGGGCCUGGGCGCUACGGCCUCGGGUGCCAGCAGCAGUGCGAGUGCCGGAAUGGUGCGACCUGUGACCCGGCGACAGGUCAAUGCACCUGUCCGCCGGGCUGGAUCGGGCCAACGUGUCAGGAGAAAGACCUGUCGGUCUUCACCACACACCCAGACCACCGGGACCGCUCUGACAUCCCCGUGGAAGACAGCUGAGACUCCCCCCCCCCCUCCUCCAAACGCCUCGUCAGCUCACGUCGAACCACAGAAAUUACGUCACAUCUCCAUACUUUCUGCGUCGGAAACCUACGUCACGUGAUGUUAUGACGUGAGACUUUACGUCACACCUGCACGUCACGCCAUCCCAUGCCUUGUACACGUCAAGCCAAUGUACGCAGAUGAAGCCAGUGACGCGUACGCUUGCAAUGCCCUCAUGCAACAGUGCUUGAGCGGAAGGCAGGCGUGGUUGCAAAAUCCUUUUCUCCCAGCCGGUCGUUGCAACUGUUUUUUUACGUACCUUCUGUAAAUAUAGUUAAUUUAUAUAUUUGGGAAAGUUGGUUAUUUGUUUUCGGACGGAAAAGUACUGGAAUCUUGACUAUUCUUUGUGAAGCUUAAGAACUGAAAAGAAGAGUCUGUAUGAUUUUAAGAUGGGGAAAAUAUGAGAAUACUGUGUGUGUGUGUGUGUGUGUGUGUGUGUGUGUGUGUGUGUGUGUGUGUGUGUGUGUGUGUGUGUGUGUGUGUGUGUGUGUGUGUGUGUGCGUGCGUGGUGUUUGAUUGUGUAUGUAUAUGUGUGUGUAUGUGUGUGUGUGUGUGUGUGUGUGUGUGUGUGUGUGUGUGUGUGUGUGUGUGUGUGUGUGUGUGUGUGUGUGUGUGUGUGUGUGUGUGUGCGUGCGUGGUGUUUGAUUGUGUAUGUAUAUGUGUGUGUAUGUGUGUGUGUGUGUGUGUGUGUGUGUGUGUGUGUGUGUGUGUGUGUGUGUGUGUGCGUGGUGUUUGAUUGUGUAUGUAUAUGUGUGUGUGUGUGUGUGUGUGUGUGUGUGUGUGUGUGUGUGUGUGUGUGUGUGUGUGUGUGUGUGUGUGUGCGUGGUGUUUGAUUGUGUAUGUAUAUGUGUGUGUAUGUGUGUGUGUGUGUGUGUGUGUGUGUGUGUGUGUGUGUGUGUGUGUGUGUGUGUGUGUGUGUAUGUGUGUGUGUGUGUAUGUAUGUAUAUAUAAAUGUGUGUAUGUAUGUAUGUAUGUAUGUAUAAAUGUGUGUGUAUGUGUACAUGUAUGUAUGUAUGUAUAAAUGUGUGUAUAUGUAUAUAUAUCUAUAUAUAUAUACAUAUAUAUAUAUACUAUAAAUAUAUAUAUAUAUAUAUAUAUAUAUAUAUAUAUAUAUAUAUAUAUAUAUAUAAAUAUAUAUAUAUAUAUGUGUGUGUGUGUGUGUGUGUGUGUGUGUGUGUGUGUGUGUGUGUGUGUGUGUGUGUGUAUGUGUGUGUGUGUGUGUGUGUGUGUGUGUGUGUGCAUGUGUGUGUGUGUGUGUGUGUAUGUGUGUGUGUGUGUGUGUGUGUGUGUGUGUGUGUGUGUGUGUGUGAGCGCGCGCGCGCAUGCGCAUGCGCAUGUGCAUGUUUUCUAAUAUUUUUCCUUUCUUCAAAAGCACACAAAUUUACCUGUAAGUUAUCAGGAUAGAUGAGUUUCGGAGAUUGUGCCAGCCAUUAGCAGGCGCGUCAGCCCGAACCCCAACCAUCACUGCCAGAAAUUAGUGAGUUAGGAAGCCUCGACACCUCAUAGUGUACAUACUUCACAGGGCGCCGAGAGAUGUGUUUGAAAUGUUGUGUUUGAAAUAACGUCACAACCUUAAUGUUCCCUUUAUUUUUUUGUGCUUUUGUAGAUUAAUUAAGAAAAUUAGACAGUUAGGGAACUUACGCAGGGGAACCCAUAACCUUGCUAAGUAUAAGGAUGUGAUUUUAAAGCGUAAUGUAGUCAGUGAUUCGAUUUAGGAUUCAACCCUUUGUUUCUAUUUUCACCAAUUUCCUCAAAAUAACUGUUACUGAUAAAAGUUUGUACCCAAAAUGUAGCUGCACAGCAUUGCCAAAUUCGCCAUACGUUAUUAGAUUUUCUGUAAUAGAUCCAAUAUUGUAAAUAAACGCUAACAGGA